Molecule: messenger RNA, 3893 nt
Organism: Tupaia belangeri chinensis (Chinese tree shrew)
Lineage: Eukaryota; Metazoa; Chordata; Mammalia; Scandentia; Tupaiidae
Gene: ADAMTSL4
Product: ADAMTS like 4
Exons: 16
Coding region: 1-3243 (1080 amino acids)
Biological process (GO): proteolysis; extracellular matrix organization
Cellular component (GO): extracellular matrix
Molecular function (GO): metalloendopeptidase activity
Source: RefSeq, a predicted model, not a curated record
AUGGGGGGAGCCCCAGGCGGGCGGGGUGGUGCUGUAACGCCUCCUCGGGCCCUGCCUUUGGUGCGCAGGCCCCGGCUGUGUCUGCUGCUGCUGCUGCUGUCCCUCCCUCAGCUCUGCCUGGAUCAGGAGGUGUUGUCUGGACACUCUCUUCAGGCACCCCCAGAGGAGGGCCAGGGCCCUGAGGGUGUCUGGGGACCUUGGGACCAGUGGGCUCCGUGCUCCCAGCCCUGUGGGGUGGGAGUGCAGCGCAGGAGCCGAGCAUGCCAGCUCCCUACAGCCCAGCUCCGACCGGGCCCGGCCCUCCCUCCCAGGCCCCCACGACAUCCGGAAGCCCUCCUUCCCCGGGGUCAGGGCCCCAGACCCCAGACCUCCCGGGAAACCCUCCCCCUGUACAGGCCACAGUCUCGGGGGAGGGGUGGCCCACUUCGAGGUCCUGCUUUCCAACUAGGGAGAGAGGAGACGCAGGAGAGUCAAGGGUCCCGGAGAUCCCGGAUUCGAGACCCCAUCAAGCCAGGAAUGUUCGGUUAUGGGAGAGUGCCCUUUGCAUUGCCUCUGCAUCGGAACCGCAGGCACCCACGGAGGCCACCCAGAUCUGAGCUCUCCCAGACUUCCUCUGGAGGGCAAGAGACCCUGCCAUCGCUGACUGCCAGAGCAGAGCCAUCCUCUGCACACCACCGCCCCCAAACUCAGAUCCCUCCCACAGAACCGGCUGCCUAUCCCUCACCUCCCACAGCAGAACCUCCAAGUCUCCAAAAUGCUCAGACAGAGAUGGCCCCCAGAGGCAGGCCUUCCCCCACCGAGUCCCACCCCAGAGCCCAGGCCUCACCAGCCCCCUCCUCUGCAAGGAGUGGCUCCUUCCACCUGUCCCCUCAGCCCAGAGCGCCAAGUUCCCAGGGCUGGGCCAGUCUCCGAGGAGCAGGGAGAAACCCUGGUUCUUUCCCUUCUGUCCCUCGGGGCCAAGGCCAGCAGGUUCGGGGGCACUGGAGACCUGGGGGGGAGUCCCCGAUGGAGUCUGCCCGCCCGCCUGAGGGCUGGCUGCCUCUUCUGAGUGGCAGUCCCCAGGCCAGCCCCCUCUGGAGCCUCUUUGCUCCCAGCAGCCCUGUCCCAAGAUGUUCUGGGGAGAGCGAGCAGCUGAGAGCCUGCAGCCAAGCGCCCUGCCCCCCUGAGCAGCCAGACCCCCGGGCCCUGCAGUGUGCAGCCUUCGACUCCCAGGAGUUCAUGGGCCAGCUCUACCAGUGGGAGCCCUUCACCGAAGUUCAGGGCUCCCAGCGCUGUGAACUGAACUGCCGUCCCCGCGGCUUCCGCUUCUAUGUGCGUCACACCGAAAAGGUCCAGGAUGGGACUCUCUGUCAACCUGGAGCCCCAGACAUCUGUGUGGCUGGACACUGUCUGAGCCCCGGCUGUGACGGGAUCCUUGGCUCUGGCAGGCGUCCGGAUGGCUGUGGAGUCUGCGGGGGUGACAAUUCUACCUGCCGCCUCGUUUCGGGGAACCUGACUGAGCGGGGCGGCCCUCUGGGCUAUCAGAAGAUCCUGCGGAUUCCUGCAGGAGCCUCCCGGCUGCAGAUCGCCCAGCUCCGGCCCAGCUCCAACUACCUCGCACUUCGAGGCCCUGGGGGCCAGUCCAUCAUCAAUGGGAACUGGGCAGUGGACCCCCCCGGGUCCUACGUGGCCGGAGGGACUGUGUUCCGAUAUGACCGUCCCCCUCGCGAGGAGGGCAAGGGGGAGAGCCUGUCAGCAGACGGCCCCACGACCCAGCCUGUGGACGUCUAUAUGAUCUUUCAGGAGGAAAACCCUGGUGUUUUCUAUCAGUAUGUCAUCUCUUCACCUGCUUCAGUCCUCGAGAACCCCACCUUAGAGCCUCCUGUCCCCCAACUUCAGCCUGAGGUUCUGAGGGUGGAGCCUGCUUCAGCACCCCGACCUGCCCGGACCCCAGGCACCCUCCAGCGCCAGGUGCGGAUCCCUCAGAUGCCUGCCCCGCCCCACCCCAGAACACCCUCGGGGUCUCUGACUGGAUACUGGAAACGCGUGGGACACUCCGAGUGCUCGGCGUCCUGUGGCAGAGGUGUUUGGCGCCCCAUCUUCCUCUGCAUUUCUCGGGAGUCGGGAGAAGAACUGGAGGAGCACAGCUGUGCUGUGGGUGCCAGGCCCCCCACCUCCCCUGAACCCUGCCAUGGUCCCCCGUGUCCCCCAUACUGGGAGGCUGGCGAGUGGACGUCCUGCAGCCGCUCCUGCGGCCCUGGCACCCAGCACCGCCAGCUGCACUGCAGGCAGGAGUUUGGGGGCGGCGGCUCCUCCGUGCCUCCGGAGCGCUGCAGCCACCUCCCUCGGCCCAACGUCACCCAGCCUUGUCAGCUGCGCCUCUGUGGCCACUGGGAGGUGGGCUCCUCCUGGAGCCAGUGCUCCGUGCGCUGCGGGCGUGGCCAGAGGAACCGGCAGGUGCGCUGCGUGGGCAACAACGGAGACGAAGUGAGCGAGCAGGAGUGCGCCUCAGGCCCCCCGCGGCCCCCCAGCAAGGAGGCCUGCGACAUGGGCCCCUGUACCACGGCCUGGUUCCACAGCGACUGGAGCUCCAAGUGCUCGGCCGAGUGUGGGACGGGCAUCCAGCGCCGCUCCGUGGUCUGCCUGGGGAGUGGGGAGGCCCUCAGCGCAGGCCAGGAAGCAGCAGGAGCAGCGACUGGAGAGCAGAGCUGUCCUCCAGGAAGCCGCCCCCCCGACAUGCGCGCCUGCAGCUUGAGGCCCUGUGAGAUGACCUGGUGCUGGUACACGGGGCCCUGGGGCGAGUGCUCCUCAGAAUGUGGCUCUGGCACACAGCGGAGGGAUGUCAUCUGUGUGUCCAAACUGGGGACUGAGUUCAACGUGACCUCUCCCAGCAACUGUUCCCACCUGCCCAGGCCCCCUACCCUGCAGCCCUGCCAGGGGCAAGCCUGCCAGGACCGAUGGUUUUCUACUCCCUGGAGUCCGUGUUCUCGUUCCUGCCAGGGGGGUGUACAGAUGAGGGAAGUCCAGUGCCUGAGUGCCAACCAGACCCUCAGCACCCGAUGCCCACCUCACCUGCGGCCCUCCAGGAAACGACCCUGUAACAGCCAACCCUGCAGCCAGCGCCCUGAUGACCAGUGCAAGGACAGCUCUCCACACUGCCCCCUGGUGGUACAGGCCCGGCUCUGCGUCUACCCCUACUACACGGCCACCUGCUGCCGCUCUUGUGCCCAUGUCCUGGAGCGGUCGCCCCCGGAGCCUGCCUGAAAUAGGUCUCCUCACAGCUUUCUGUGCCACCGUCGUUCACUCAUUGAGCAGCUGGCUCUCCAGCCUGUCCCAGUCUCACCAGUCUGACCGAAGGUGGCAAGGUGACUGACUAGACGCGUGAGUCUGUGUGGUGUGGUGUGUGCACACGUGCUCCAGGCGUGUAGCUAGAUCUGCAUGGAUCUGUGUGCGCUUAUGUGUGUCACUUCUCAAAAAGUCACCGAGGAGGAAACGUCUGAGGGGACGAUGCCUGUUCCCCUGAGAUGUCUCCAGGCUGAGGAGGAAGCAAGUUUGCAGUUCCUUGCUAAUCUGAGCUCCUUCGAGUGUGGUCUCCCCUCAGUUACAACUUCGUGCCCAGACAUCAUUUCUCAGGUUCAGGGCUCCCAUCUUCUAAACCACCCUCUGCCCCUGACACCUCCUCCUAGUCUCUCCGCCCUCCUCCCUAGUUAGCUGGGGAUGGGGUCGGCCAGGGCCAGUGCUGCCCUCCCCCAGGAAGAGACUGCCUCUCCCGAGCAGGGACCAGCUGGGCAGAGGGUGGAAAAGAGAAAUGUCAGCAUAAGACGCCCUCGCUCCUGCCCCCACUCCCCACUUUCUAAAAUGGUCCCCACCCCAGAACUAAUUUAUUUUUUAUUAAAGAUGAUGAUGACAAAUGA